CUUCAAACUUCGCUAUAUAUAACAGUUAUCGGCACCCUUCUAUUACAAAUUAACUUGCGUAUUUCAUUUACUCGUAUUUCUAUGGGUUCCUUACCCGACCAGCCUCACUUUGUGUUGUUCCCUUUCAUGGCUCAAGGUCACUUGAUCCCCAUGGUAGAUAUUGGGCGACUGUUAGCACAACGUGACGUGAUUGUUACUAUAGUUACAACACCUCACAACGCAGGCAGAGUCCAGAAUACGAUUGCCCGUGCCAUUGAGUCAGGGCUCCCUAUCCGUUUAGUGCAGCUCCAGUUUCCUGGCAAAGAAGUAGGAUUGCAAGAUGGGGUUGAGAAUGUAGACAUGCUGUAUUCAAGGGAGGACUUUUUCGAUUUCUUCACUGCAGCAAACAAGAUGGAAGAAGCAGUGCAGCAAUUAUUUGAGAAGCUAACACCACGCCCUAAUUGCAUUAUUUCUGACAUCUGCCUCUAUUAUACUCACAAAAUUGCCACCAAGUUUCAGGUUCCAAGGAUAUCAUUCCAUGGAUUUUGUUGCUUUUGUCUUCUUUGUUUGCAUAAUAUACGUUCCUCCCAGAUACUUGAGACCAUAACCUCUGAUUCUGAAUACUUCACGGUACCUGGCUUGACUGAAAAGAUCGAAUUUACUAAAGCCCAGUUACCGCUUAUCCGUGAUGAACCCAAGGACACUGUUGAACCAAUGAUCGAAGCUGACCGAGCAUCAUACGGGGUCGUCAUAAAUACUUUCGAGGAGCUGGAGUCAACUUAUGUGAAAGAGUAUAGGAAGAUAAAGAAAGCUUGGUGCAUUGGUCCGGUUUCUCUUAGCCACAAAGAUGAGUUAGACAAGGCAGAAAGAGGCAACAAGGCUUCAAUCAGUGAGCAGCAGUGUUUGAAGUGGCUUGAUUCUCAACAACCCAACUCUGUAAUCUAUGCUUGCCUUGGGAGCAUCAGCACUGUAAAGUGCCCAGAACUGAUAGAGUUGGGUUUGGGGUUAGAGGCAUCGAACAAACCAUUCAUUUGGGUGCUAAGAGGAAACGAUACAACAUCAAACCAAGUGGAGAAGUGGAUCAAAGAGGAUGGAUUUGAGGAAAGAAUAAAAGGAAGAGGGCUUGUAGUUGUGGGAUGGGCUCCCCAAGUACUCAUUUUGUCACACCCAGCUAUAGGAGGCUUCUUAACUCAUUGCGGAUGGAAUUCAACAAUUGAAGGCAUUUCCGUUGGUGUCCCAUUAAUAACAUUACCACUCUUCGCAGACCAGUUUAGUAACGAGAAGCUUGUAGUACAAGUAUUGAAAAUCGGAGUCAGUCUUGGAAUUGGCAAACCGACGAUGUUUGGAGAUGAGAAAUCUGGGUUCAUGUUGAAGAAAGAAGAUGUUAAAAACGCGAUAGCCCAAUUGAUGGAUGAAGGAAAUGAAGGAAUAGAGAGAAGGAAACGUGCCAAAGAGUUUGGAGAGAAGGCAAAAAAAGCUGUUGAAGUGGGGGGCUCUUCUUACAUUAAUAUGACUUUGUUAGUCCAAGAUAUCAUCCAACAAUCUUCAAAAAUAUGUUUGGAUUAGACUUCUGUCUCACAUGAGAGUGAGUGAGAAUAUAAGUUCUUUCAAUAUGCAUAAUACAAUGUAUACAGCUAUUUUUCUUUCGUCAAAGUGUAAAAUUAUAGCUUUUUUUUUUCUUUUCUUCUUCAAAAUCCACUUUGAGUUACCUAUAAAGCAAACCAAAUAAAUAAAUGAACAGAUGAGAUUAUGCAUGCUUCGUAAUCUUUUUCUCUUAAAAUUA
Molecule: messenger RNA, 1762 nt
Organism: Gossypium raimondii (Peruvian cotton)
Lineage: Eukaryota; Viridiplantae; Streptophyta; Magnoliopsida; Malvales; Malvaceae
Product: UDP-glycosyltransferase 73C25
Exons: 1
Coding region: 82-1545 (487 amino acids)
Molecular function (GO): UDP-glycosyltransferase activity
Source: RefSeq, a predicted model, not a curated record